UUAGAGUGGGCGAGGCUUUUAAUCAAAAUGGCUGCCUAUGUUCACAGUAAGAUGUCUGGUGGCUUGGCUGGUGGAAAGGGCUACCAAGACCUUCUGGACCAGAUAUUGUCAAAAUAUAAAAAAACAGAACUUAAGGAAGCACUAGAAGCCUUCCUGACAUCAUCUCUUGAUAAAAGAUUGAGUCUUGUUGAUGCCAAAUCCGUCCUGUCUUUCUUUGCUGAGAGAAUCCCGAGAAUAGGCAAAGACAUUGUAAAGGACGUCUGUCACUUUGCACUAGCAAGCAUUCAACCUAGGAUAGUUUCCUUUGAAGAACAAGUCACCAACAUUAGACUAGCACUGAGUAAAAUAUAUGAAGAAGACGGUCAAUGGAGUAACAGUGCUGAAGUAUUGUGUGGGAUCCCACUUGAGAGCGGACAGAAAAUAUACACUGCUGAUUUCAAGAUGGAGGUAUAUUUAAAGAUUACCCAGCUGUACCUUGAAGAUGAAAACCACGUCUCGGCUGAGGCCUACCUGAACAGAGCUGGACUGUUACAAGCAGAGGUCAGCAAAGGACAACUUCACAUCAUCUAUAAGGUUUGCAGUGCCAAGAUGGCCGACUUUAGACGCAAGUUUUCAGAUGCUGCAAGAAGAUACAUUCAACUCUCAUAUGAAUCAGCUAUACAUCCAGAUGAAAGAAUGACCUCACUUAAACGAGCAAUGAUAUGUACUAUACUGUCUAGUGCUGGUCAGCAAAGGUCAAAGCAGCUGGCAGCUUUAUUUAAAGAUGAAAGGUGU
Amphimedon queenslandica is the source of this 774-nucleotide messenger RNA. RefSeq names its product COP9 signalosome complex subunit 4-like. Lineage: Eukaryota; Metazoa; Porifera; Demospongiae; Haplosclerida; Niphatidae. The annotation marks the transcript as partial. Gene Ontology annotation, cellular component: COP9 signalosome; cytosol. The transcript has 6 exons. The record is from RefSeq and is a predicted model, not a curated record.